Orussus abietinus is the source of this 2972-nucleotide messenger RNA. RefSeq lists its product as uncharacterized. The record is from RefSeq and is a predicted model, not a curated record. Gene Ontology annotation, cellular component: membrane. The coding region runs from base 382 to 2940 and encodes 852 amino acids. Gene Ontology annotation, molecular function: adenylate cyclase inhibiting G protein-coupled glutamate receptor activity; sevenless binding. The transcript has 9 exons. NCBI's taxonomy places the organism in Eukaryota, Metazoa, Arthropoda, Insecta, Hymenoptera, Orussidae. Gene Ontology annotation, biological process: visual perception; G protein-coupled receptor signaling pathway.
CAUCUCCCCAAAUCCUCGGAAAUUAAUAAAAAAAGAUAAAACAUGUGCUUCUUUAAGUUAGAAAAUUUAAAUACCAAGGGAAGACGCAACUCUUGGUCGAGAGUUUCAUGAAGUGGAUUUUUCUUAAAAUCUGUAAAAGACAAUCGAUGAUCGAUCUGGAUUGAUUGAUGAAAUUCUGGAUUAUACGGAAGGUCAAGAGAUGUUAAUCGGGAAUUGAAGGGAUGGAGCUGUUUAUUUAUUUAUGCGAGAAAAAGGACCGACUCCGGUUUUAUUAUUUACGGGAUUUGGUUAGAAAUCCUCUGCAGGAUUUUUUUAUUCUCCGAAUUUGGAAGUGAUCUCGGCUCGAGUGUCAAAUGGAAUUUGGUUAACUUUUUGAGAAAUAUGUUGGCGAAUGUCGGGAUUCUUGUGGGAGCGAUUUGUAGCGCUUAUGCGUUAAAUGAAAUUGCUUGUAAUAAAAAUCAUACUCUUAUGGACUCGCCUGGAGAUGCUGUUAUCAGUGUGUUUAUCGACACAAAUUACGGACCUUUUUGCAACUUAUCAUCGCCAAAUGGUUUUCAAGGAGCGUCGACAGCUUUAUUUGUCAUUCAGGCUUUAAACAAGUACGAUUACGUUCCUGGUCUAGUUCUGGGAAUAAAAGUCUACGAUACAUGUCAUGACGACACAUCGGUCUACAAACAAGCUUUACUGGCCGCAGUGGAUUUGGAUUGCGUUACGCAUUACGAUUUAGGGAUCCUUGUCCCAGAGAGCUACAAAUCGAUCCUGGAACCGCUAAAUAAUUUCGACAUCCUAUCGAUCUCCACCUACAAGGAGUACAAUCUCUCGAGACCGCUGAUAGACGCCAUGGUCGACUUUAUCAGCACGAAAUUCGAAACCGUCGAUCUGGUCCUCUCCUCUUCCGAGUUCCUCCUGGAGCAUUUUUUAGAGUCCAGUAAAAAUGAAGGAGUCUGCGUAAAGGCACACUCCAAUAUCGCAGAUUUGGACAAUAAGACGAACCCCAUUAUCGUGGCUAUGGGGAAUAGGGAAAGAAUCCAUGUAUGGUUCCAGGAUGCUGAGAAGAUCGAGGGGUCCAGAGGCACGUGGGUCGUCCUGCCCCUCGAGGACGCCUAUGUCGAUGAUCUCCUCCCAGUCGGGUCGUACAUCCUGAAGAAGGACAAGUUCGGCUUCGACUUGCUCCGAGAAUUCCGUUCGGUGGACGACUUCUUGCAAACAGCUGGCCAAUUUGCCAUGCAUUCGCCUUAUCUCCUCAGUAUCGGACGAGCCAUUGUGGAGAUAGCACAGACUCUUCAGGAACUCCAGAAACGAAUUUGUCCUCAUGGGCAGGCUUGUGCUUUACCGAGGUUCAGCUCAAAGCUGAAGAGCGAGCUGGGAAUCCCCGAAGUCUACGAGGCCCUCCAUAUCCUACCAAACGCCCACGCGGUACACUACUCGGUGGGCAGGAAAAUGGGCCCGGAGACGUUCUCCAGGGUGGAGGGUUACCGGAUAGAGCCGACGAAACUUCGAGUCUCCUCCGAAGGGAACAGUUCGAAAAUGCCGAAUCUCUGCCUGAAGAAGUUGGCGAAGAGUUGCCGGAAGUGCCGGAAUUUCGAGAGGAUCCUGAGCCCCAGGAGCGGCGAGGGGAGGGUCCUGAAACAGAGGGGCACCCUGAAGCCUGGAAGCUGGAUACCGAUUUAUCUCACCAUGGUCGUCUGCGGGACCUUCGCCUGCGUGGUCAUCCUGGCGUUUGUUCUCUUCAGGUUCUUCCUGGACGAAGUGCUGGAUGGGAAUCCUAGUCUGACGGUGAUCCUGAUCCUCGCCACGAUGUUCACCCUGACGAGCGUGAUACCAUUCUGCAUGGAGGACGAAACCGUGGGUCAGGAGAACCUCAACUCCAGGAAGAUCUUCGUCUCGACCUUGUCCUUCGGCUUCGUCUUCUCCGUGAUGCUGUCCAGGGCGCUUUUCCUCGCAUUUUCUACAGGAGGAGUAUUCACAGCUCACAUUAAUGGGUAUCUCCAGGGUCUCAUGGUGUUCUUCGUGGCCGGUGUCCAAAUUUCCAUCUCCACGACGUACUUCGCGAUGAAGGAGGUCGGGUCUCAGGACGUCGCCAGGAGUCUCACCUUCAUCGCUCUUCUGGGGUACGACAUAUUCCUCCUAGUGAUGCUCUUCGUCGUCUGCUGCUUCAUCACCCAGAUCCAGAGGAACUAUCGAGAAGGAAAGUGCUUCUUUGCCACGGUCAUCGGUUUGUCCAUUGUCUGGGCAAUUUGGAUAACAUGUUUCGUCCUGGUGGAACCGGAAGCCAGGGACACGGUGGUUUCUGUCGGCACCAUCGCGACAGGAUACAUCGUCAUCAUCGGCGUCCUGAUCCCCAGGACUUAUUACAUGGUCAGGCAUCUGGCUAGGGAAAAGGACAUCUCCCAAAGGAUGAAGACCGUCGACGUGGGGCUCGAUCCUAGAAUUAAUACCUUGGCCAGACAGUCGCGACAGGCACUUUACGACCACAUCCACACUGCUGGGGGGAUAGGCAGUACAUCCACUCUUCAUCCAUCAAGGUGCCUUGAUUUCUAUGGAACUUCAAGUCCCAAUCCAAGGAUCCCAAGUUCUGGAAGAAGUCCUCGAAUUAAUCGACAAGGAGCCAGGGGAUGCAAGAAUUACGGAUUCGACACCGAGAUGCGAGAAAUCGAGACCUCUUAUCUGAAUUCGCGAGCCCUUCAGGAUACAGAGGUCCAAGGCAGGUCCAGAGUAGAUAUGAGGCACUCUAAGCACCUCGAAAAGCCCAGGAUCGUCUUCGGGGACGAAGGGUGUAUGGAAACCGAUGUCUAUGUGGAAGAGAGGUUGUCUCCAAACAGAAGAGGACCUAACGAACCUUAUCCUUCGCGUUGUUCAAGUCCAAGGUUGAGCCAAACCGAGGAGACCAUACGAGAAGAGGACGAAGAAGUGGAGAUCAACAGAGUCACUCGGUUUUAGAUUAAAUUUCAAGCCAUUAAACGUGAAGAAGG